GAUUUGAGACCACUCAUAGAUGACGGAAUCACUGAAGAAGAUAGGCUUGACGAACGCAAUAAGCAAGCUAACCCAAACCAGGCGCACCAACUUCUUAGAAACAUAGCUCAAGCCUUCUGGGAUGUAGCAAUGGGCCUUCACGGUAAAACUGUGGUGCUAAUAUUUAUAAGCGAUCUCAAAACAUUGGAAGAUGCAAUUACUGCAGCAAGAAGGAUUGAGGCUAGCAAUUAUUAUCAAAAUAAAGAGGGAAAAGAAGAACUCACCACUGUACUCAUUGACUAG
Racocetra persica is the source of this 282-nucleotide messenger RNA. The record is from the annotation of a GenBank genome assembly. NCBI's taxonomy places the organism in Eukaryota, Fungi, Glomeromycota, Glomeromycetes, Diversisporales, Gigasporaceae.